UUUUGGAGAAACAUAACGUAACGCAACGAAUGUUGUCUGUUAUCAGCAUAAUUUAUGCUGAGUUUCUGUCAGACCUUCGGGUGUUUUGACACCCAAAACAUUUGUAUUGCUAGUUGUUUGAACGUUUACUAGGCUUUGCAAAAAAAAAAACUUUCUCAUUCGAAAGGAUGUUAGACAAAUAUCGACGAUCAGUGUUAAUAUUUUUCAGUUAAUGUUAGUCGUGAUUUGAUAGUAUAACAUGGGUCCUAUUCGGUGGCGCCUAAAAGAGUUCCCGAUCAAACUGAUCAAUUGCCUUCGUUUCCGAUAUCAUUAUUCACUGCGUUGCAUACGAUCACUCACCUACAAUCAUCACAUGAGCCAAUCGUACGCAUCGGAUGUCUGCCUGGAGCCGAUCUUUUGGUUUGUGGACAACUUUACCCAUCUUCUUGGUCCGUUCUUUGUCUUUGCUGUGGUUUGUCUCACUGCUGCCGUAGUAAUUAUAUGCUAUUGGAUCGGGUUGCCUUACUGGUGGAACAAGAGUCCGAAAAUGACGUACUUCUUACUAAUAGUUGGCCACUGGUUACUCAUAAAUGUGUCAUAUAAUUUCUAUAUGGCUGCUGUCACUUCGCCAGGCAUUCCGCCAGAAAAAGAACUGAUUGUUGAGGCUGUUAGUAUUUGUAAGAAAUGUGUAGCUCCGAAACCACCUCGUACGCAUCACUGUUCCGUUUGCAACAAAUGCAUUUUAAAAAUGGAUCAUCACUGCCCGUGGCUCAAUAAUUGCGUUGGAUAUGGAAACCAUCGCUAUUUUUUCCUGUAUAUGCUAUACACCACAUUGGGAGUAUUAUUCAUUAUAAUUUUCGGCUUUGAGCUGGGUUACGAUGUUCUAAUAGUGGGAGAUGGAGAAGGAUGGAAUGAAAUAGAACCACUCCACGGGCACCCAGUCCGAUUUAACCUCUCUGGUCAUAUUAUUCCAGUGACCGAAAUGAAUGAUUAUGUGGAUGACGGUUUGGAGCCUGCUCAGCAUGAUCUGCCGGUACCACAGGAUUACAACAGUGACACUUCCAAACACCGAGCAAUCAUUUUCAUGGCUUUGAUUAACGUAGCCACACUGUUUGCUUUAGGUGCUCUUGUUUCGUGGCAUAGUUCUCUGAUCACCCGAGGAGAAACCAGUAUUGAGGCGCAUAUUAACAAAUCAGAAACCAAACGGCUCUCUGCUCUGGGGAAAAUCUACAAAAAUCCGUAUGACUUCGGUCCUCGCCGUAACUGGAGACUGUUUCUUGGCUUGAAACGAAAGCGAACGUGGUGGAGACACGUUCUGUUGCCAUCGGGUCAUAAACCGGAAGGGAAUGGUCUUAGUUGGUUGACAGUUAACGAUUUUGUGGCAAUCGAUGGUGAAGACGAGUGGCCAUAAGGAAAAAUCAUGAUAUUAAAUAAAUCCUAUCUUACUAGUCUCAUUUCAACUUUCAGUGAUCUCGAUUGUAUUUGAAUACUUAAAUGAAAUACAAAUUAGGAUUCAACAA
Molecule: messenger RNA, 1499 nt
Organism: Malaya genurostris
Lineage: Eukaryota; Metazoa; Arthropoda; Insecta; Diptera; Culicidae
Product: palmitoyltransferase ZDHHC16
Exons: 6
Coding region: 239-1390 (383 amino acids)
Biological process (GO): protein palmitoylation
Cellular component (GO): Golgi apparatus
Molecular function (GO): palmitoyltransferase activity
Source: RefSeq, a predicted model, not a curated record